UUAUUAACAUAAAUAUCAAGUAACCAGCUCGGUAUCCUUCUUCUGGAAACACGACAUUUAAUUUUGUGCUUCAAAAAGCUUUGUGAAAAUGUUCGCCAUGUGUUCUGUGUAGUUUCUAUUUAUUUCUGUAGCUAGCUGGCUUCCUCUUUUUCACUUCCGCUUGUCAAUGUUGGCAACUUCCGAGGCGACAGCAGACAACUAGUUGGUUUGGUUGGUGGCAACUUUUAGCUUUCAGUUCUGAGUGGGAACAUGGACCGCAUAAAUGUGCCCCCGCCAGGCCCCACGGACCUGCCCAUGUCCCUGCUGGAGAUGGGAUGCUCUGGCAGGUUUGAGCUCAUCACACACCCCAUGCCUGACCAGCCUUUACCUCCACAGAGCACGCUCCCCCACGGGCUUCCUCCCAUCAGCCUGAGCUUGGAAACAGAAGUAGAGAAACAGUUUUUACGUGACCCUGCCUGGCUUCCUAUACACGACACAGAUUUUGCCUUCCAGAAGUUUCUCAAGGUGACUCAGAGAGAAGUGAACGCUGACUCUUUACUCAACUGCACUCCAUCUACUCUUCACUCUGGUCUCUCUGUUGUCAGAGAUCCAACCACAGGGAUGCUGCUGGACUUCACAGAGGUGUUACUGGAGAACACUGGCCUGUCAGCAAAAAACUCACUUUCCUUUCAACGACAACCCGGACCUCCUUCAGAGAGCCUCAGAGGAAGCAACACUAACUAUCCCUUCCUUCCUGGAGGCAUGGAGGAGCUCAGUCUGGACCAAAUCAAGAAGAAGUCUGAGCUUGAGGAGGACAUAGACUUUGAGAAUGAUUUACUAAGAGUUCCUCCUGGGUUAAAAGCAGGGAUGGACUUCACAGACAAAAAUUCCAAGACAGCAAAAGCAGAGGUCAACCUCAUGUCCCUCCUGUCCACAUAUGAUGACAUCACCGGUCUGCAACCUGAGGAAGAGGAGAAAGAGGAAGGCAAAAGAAGUGAAGACGCUCCAAAACUACCCCGAACAAACAGCCUCGACGACCUCGGCAUUAAGGAUGCUGUGUCAUCCUCGGCUCCCUCAGAAAAAGGAAAAGAUGAGAAAUCAAAACCAAAAGAGAACCCAGAGGAAAAUAAAAAGUGGGCAAUCCCUGUCAACAUCUCUUCACCCUGUGAUGAUUUCUACAAACGCAUCCCCAACCCGGCUUUCAAGUGGCCGUUUGAGCUGGACACCUUCCAGAAGCAGGCUGUGCUCAGGCUGGAGGCUCACGACUCUGUGUUUGUGGCCGCUCACACAUCAGCUGGAAAAACAGUGGUGGCUGAAUACGCCAUUGCCCUCUCACAGAAACACAUGACAAGGACCAUCUACACCUCUCCCAUCAAAGCCCUGUCCAAUCAGAAGUUCAGAGACUUCAAAACCACAUUCGGGGAUGUGGGACUCCUGACAGGUGAUGUCCAGAUCAGCCCUGAAUCUUCAUGCCUCAUCAUGACCACUGAGAUCCUCAGGUCUAUGCUUUAUAACGGCUCAGAAGUCAUCAGAGACUUGGAGUGGGUGAUCUUUGACGAGGUUCACUACAUCAACGACGCUGAGAGAGGGGUCGUCUGGGAGGAGGUGUUGAUUAUGCUUCCUGAUCACGUCAGUAUCAUUCUCCUCAGUGCCACAGUGCCAAAUGCUGUGGAGUUCAGUGAGUGGAUCGGUCGGAUAAAAAAGAGACAUAUUUACGUGAUCAGCACCAUGAAGAGACCUGUUCCUUUGGAGCAUCAUCUGUACACUGGAAACAGCACCAAGACUCAGAAAGAGAUGUUCCUGCUGUUGGAUGCUGUGGGAAACUUCAUUACAAAAGGGUACUAUGCAGCUAUUGAUGCAAAGAAGGACCGCACCAGCAAACACGCCCAAUCAUUCGGCUCAAAAAAUACAUCUCACAACACCACAGCCAGUCAGGAUCGAGCGGUGUGGCUCACUCUCCUACACUUCCUGUCCCAGAGGCAGCAGACGCCAGUGGUUGCGUUCACCUUCUCUCGGACACGCUGUGAUGAGAACGCCCGCUCUCUGGACUCCAUGGACAUGACCACCUCGGUGGAGAAGGCUGAGAUUCACUCUUUCUUUCAGAAGAGCAUGAGUCGCCUUCGAGGAGCAGACCGGCAGCUUCCUCAGAUUCUGCUCAUGAGGGACCUCCUGAAGAGGGGAAUAGCAGUUCACCACAGCGGGAUCCUGCCGAUCCUCAAGGAGGUCAUCGAGAUGCUCUUCUCAAGAGGUCUCGUGAAGGUUCUGUUUGCCACAGAGACGUUUGCGAUGGGAGUGAACAUGCCUGCCCGUACCGUGGUCUUUGACAGCAUCAGGAAACACGACGGCACCGGCUUCAGAAACCUGCUGCCAGGUGAGUACAUUCAGAUGGCGGGCAGAGCGGGCAGGAGAGGCCUGGACGCCACCGGCACUGUUAUCAUUCUGUGUAAAGCUGGAGUCCAUGAGAUGGCAGAUCUGCACGUCAUGAUGCUGGGUAAACCCACCGUCCUCCAGUCCCAGUUCAGACUCACCUACACAAUGAUCCUCAACCUGCUGCGAGUAGAAGCCCUCCGUGUGACUGACAUGAUGAGGAGGAGCUUCUCUGAGAGCCACAGGGACACUCAGGCCCACGAAAAGAGGAUCAGCCAGCUGAAGCAGUCGUUGUCCACUCUGCCUCCUCUGGACACAGACGGCCAGCUGUCCGACCUGUUGCCUUAUUAUCACACUGUGACGGAGCUUCGAACCACCACCGAGGCCCUCCAGCGUGCAAUUCUGGAGUCUGUGAACGGGCUGAAAGCUCUGUCUGUGGGUCGAGUUGUCGUGGUCAACAACAAACAGCAUCUCAAUGCCCUCGGGGUUCUACUACAGGUGUCCAGUGACUCUGUGAACCGCACCUUCACCGCUCUCAUCAUCUGUGAGAAAGGCAACGAGGAAGGGGAGGGCAAAAAUCACACCGCUUUCCCUCACCUGUUCAACACAGCCCUCUUUAUUCCAGAAGGUCCCUGCAGCCACACGGUGCAGAAACUGAAGCUCCAGGACAUCACAGCCAUCACAGUGAAAACCCUCAAAGUGAUUCCAGACAGGAUCAUCGACAACUACAACAAGAGGCAGCAGCCACGAUUCAGGCUUGACCCUCCAGGCCAGGCCAUCUCCACAGCAACCCAGGAGCUUCUACGAUUGGCCGAGGCAAGCCCCAGUGGAUUAGCGAGCCUGGACCCCGUGAACGACCUCCAGCUGAAGAGCGUGGAUGUGGUGGAGGACUCCAUGAGGUUGCGUGUGCUGCAGGGGAGCCUGAGAGAGUUCAACUGCAUCCACUCACCCACUUUCGCAGAGCAGUUUGCUCGUGUUCAGGAGAGGAUGAGUGUGCAGGAGGAGCUGGACAGGCUGCUGUUCCUGGUGUCUGAUCAGUCUCUGUCCCUGCUGCCUGAAUACCAUCAGAGGAUCAAGGUGCUGCAGUCCCUCCAGUACGUCGACAGCAACGGUGCGGUGCAGCUCAAAGGCCGCGUCGCAUGUCAGAUCAGCAGCCAUGAGCUCCUGCUGACCGAGCUGCUGUUUGAGAACGUCCUGAGCCCGCUCGCCCCUGAAGAGAGUGCCGCCCUGCUGUCCUGUUUGGUCUUUACACAGAAAACGCAGGUGGAGCCGCACAUCACCAACACGCUUCAGGAGGGCAUCGAUCGGGUGCUGUCAGUGGCCCAGCGUAUUGGAGAGCUCCAGAGGGAUUGUGAGAUCCCUCAGACAGCAGAGGAGUUUGUUGGACAGUUCAAGUUUGGCCUGACGGAGGUGGUUUACUGCUGGGCCAGAGGCAUGCCAUUUGCAGAGAUCGCCAUGCUGACAGACGUCCAGGAGGGCACGGUGGUCCGCUGCAUCCAGCGCCUGGACGAGGUGUUGAAGGAGGUGCGUCAGGCCGCCCGCAUCGUGGGUGACUCUGUCCUGGGGAGCAAAAUGGAGAAAGCCUCCCUGGCCAUCCGCAGGGACAUCGUCUUCACCGCCUCCCUCUACACCCACUGAAAGACGAGGAGCGAUGCUUGCAGCCGAGUGUUUGUCUUAUAGUGUGAAAGGCGUGAGAAAUGAAGGGGGAGGUAAAGAGAUGGUGUAAAUUAAAACACAAAGUGCUGUAUGUGCCUAUAAAACAUGUUGAUGUUUACAUGAGAACCACUGGAAAUGAAGAAGGGAACGAUUUUAACCAACUGACCAAAGUACAGACAUGAACAAUGGGUUGUAAUUUUUUGUACAGUAAUAAAAAUCUGUAUUACAAAAUAAA
Notolabrus celidotus (New Zealand spotty) is the source of this 4237-nucleotide messenger RNA. It is a transcript of the gene skic2, whose product is annotated as SKI2 homolog, superkiller viralicidic activity 2-like. Gene Ontology annotation, cellular component: Ski complex. Bases 250 to 3984 code for a protein of 1244 amino acids. The record is from RefSeq and is a predicted model, not a curated record. Gene Ontology annotation, biological process: nuclear-transcribed mRNA catabolic process, 3'-5' exonucleolytic nonsense-mediated decay. The transcript has 29 exons. Gene Ontology annotation, molecular function: ATP binding; RNA helicase activity; RNA binding. Lineage: Eukaryota; Metazoa; Chordata; Actinopteri; Labriformes; Labridae.